AUGUCCCCAUACCGUUUUGACCCACUACGCGAUAUAGAGUCUACCCUUCACCGACACAACCCCUACGUCCAGUCUAUCAUCACUUGCAAGGAACGAAUGGAUGCGCACAACGAAAACAAUUCUCGCGCGACCAGCUCCCUUACUCUCCACCACCGCCCGUUCCCGAGCACCACUCGCCCCUUCAAACUACAAAACGCCUCCUUCACCCUCCCUCACAUCUUCAACCUCACCAAUUAUACACCCACAUCUCUCCCGCGCUCUUCCAACCCUGUUCCCACUGUUCUUCCUUUGCCGCGUUCCGCCAACCCAGACCCCACUCGUCCCUCUGUCUCCUCGUUCCAUUUCGACCCCCCCACAGAUCACGACGCUUCUUACCCCGUCUCUUCCACCCCGAUGGCUGUGCGGCUUCCCGCCUCUCUUAGGCCGUCCGCUGCCCCUGCUCCAGCCCCCGCCCCUGCCACCGCCCCUGUGGUUCACUACCCACCCGCUUUGAAGAAGGUUGCGUUACCCUAUGAAGUACAGUUUUAG
Molecule: messenger RNA, 528 nt
Organism: Cryptococcus wingfieldii CBS 7118
Lineage: Eukaryota; Fungi; Basidiomycota; Tremellomycetes; Tremellales; Cryptococcaceae
Exons: 3
Coding region: 1-528 (175 amino acids)
Source: RefSeq, a predicted model, not a curated record